ACAGGGAUCUCGAUUAGGACAUGAUACUAUUGUCGACGGCAUGCUUAAAGAUGGUCUUUGGGAUGUCUAUAAUGACUUUGGAAUGGGAGUUUGUGCUGAAAUGUGUGCUGAUCAACAUUCCAUUUCAAGGGAAGAGCAGGAUUCUUAUGCCAUUCGAAGUUUUGAGCGUGGAACUUCUGCGCAAGAUACUCGUCUCUUUGCAUGGGAAAUUGUUCCGGUUGAACUUCCUGGGGGACGAGGAAAGCCUUCUUCAACUGUUGACAAGGAUGAUGGUUUAAAAACAUUUGAUGCGGCAAAAUUAAGGAAGCUUCGACCAAGUUUUAAGAAGAAUGGGGGUACUGUUACUGCUGGGAAUGCUUCUCUCAUAAG
This is a messenger RNA of Prunus avium (sweet cherry), 369 nucleotides long. The record is from RefSeq and is a predicted model, not a curated record. Lineage: Eukaryota; Viridiplantae; Streptophyta; Magnoliopsida; Rosales; Rosaceae.